CACAGUAUGGAGACGCCUACAUGCGAGGACCCAAGCACUGAAGUUAGAGUGCUUAUGGCGCCUGUUUGAAUUGAGACACUUAGCCCUAACCGGGGUCCUUUAUUGGUGGGUGCGCGCUGCGGGUGCAUGAGGUCCCCGGUAGAGCGGGAUGUGCGGCUGGAGGUGCCGGUGACAGGAGGAACGGGAGGUGGAAUGGAGUCAAGUGGACUAAGGUUGCUGGUCUGCUUCUUUGGCGUGUUUGUGUGCUAUUUUUAUUAUGGAAUUCUACAAGAAACUAUAACCCGUGGGAAAUAUGGGGAAGGGGAGAAGCAAGAAAAGUUUCGAUUCGCACUGUCGCUGGUUUUUGUUCAGUGUAUCAUUAAUGCUUUGUUUGCCAAAUUGUUGAUCCAUUUCUUUGACUCAGGGAAGGCAGAUCGCACACAGAGCUGGCUCUAUGCUGCCUGUUCCCUGUCCUAUGUUGGAGCCAUGGUGUCCAGCAAUUCAGCACUCCAGUAUGUCAACUAUCCCACACAGGUUCUGGGGAAGUCCUGUAAACCUAUUCCAGUGAUGCUCUUGGGAGUAACAGUUUUGGGAAAGAAAUAUUCACUCACCAAGUACAUGUGCGUCCUGCUCAUAGUGAUAGGCGUAGCUCUAUUUAUGUACAAGCCGAAGGGUAGCAGUUCCGGUGCUGAUGAUCAUGUGUUUGGCUACGGUGAACUACUGUUGCUUCUUUCACUUACUCUUGAUGGUUUGACUGGAGUAUCUCAAGAUCACAUGAGGGCCAAUUUCCAAACUGGAUCCAACCAAAUGAUGCUCCACAUUAACCUUUGGUCAAGCCUAUUCCUAGGAGCAGGUAUUGUGUUCACUGGGGAACUUUGGGACUUCCUGAGUUUCACUGAGCGGUAUCCCAAUGUAGUCUACAAUAUUCUGCUCUUCAGUCUUACAAGUGCUCUUGGGCAGACUUUUAUAUUUAUGACUGUUGUAUAUUUUGGACCCCUGACUUGUUCCAUAAUCACUACCACAAGGAAGUUCUUCACAAUUCUGGCAUCUGUUUUGCUUUUCUCCAACCCAAUUAGCAGCCUGCAGUGGGUAGGAACUAUAUUCGUGUUUUUGGGUCUGGGACUAGAUGCCAAAUUUGGAAAAGGAUCCAAAAAACCUUCCCACUAAUGCUGCAUUCCAGGAACCUCGGGAUGACGUGAUCAGACCUCACUCACUGUUCUUCAGUACAUAAAUAUAUAUAAUAAUUAUUUUUUUUUUAACUCUGUUUCUAAUUUUAUUGAUGAUGGAAAGGGAAAAGGAUUUUAUGUAGAGUAUACAUAAAUAUUAAAACUGAACACGUU
Molecule: messenger RNA, 1319 nt
Organism: Bombina bombina (fire-bellied toad)
Lineage: Eukaryota; Metazoa; Chordata; Amphibia; Anura; Bombinatoridae
Gene: SLC35B1
Product: solute carrier family 35 member B1
Exons: 10
Coding region: 127-1146 (339 amino acids)
Biological process (GO): UDP-galactose transmembrane transport
Cellular component (GO): Golgi membrane; endoplasmic reticulum membrane
Molecular function (GO): UDP-glucose transmembrane transporter activity; UDP-galactose transmembrane transporter activity
Source: RefSeq, a predicted model, not a curated record